This is a messenger RNA of Olea europaea var. sylvestris, 832 nucleotides long. RefSeq lists its product as uncharacterized. The record is from RefSeq and is a predicted model, not a curated record. Bases 114 to 536 code for a protein of 140 amino acids. Gene Ontology annotation, cellular component: chloroplast stroma. The transcript is spliced from 5 exons. Lineage: Eukaryota; Viridiplantae; Streptophyta; Magnoliopsida; Lamiales; Oleaceae.
CCACGGUAGGAAUUGAUAGUUUAGGUUUAUAUUAAUUUGAUUCCAGCUUUCCUUAAUUUGAAUUUCUUUAUGAUUGGAUUUUGAAUUGUAAAUAUCAGCAUGAUAUUAUAGUUAUGGCCGAUAAUCUGUAUUAUACAAAAUACAGGGAUUAUUGGUGGGUGAAUUUCUCGUUUCCAAUUAGAGAUGACCAACAUAGUCCAUUUGAUUGGGCCCUUUGUUCCUACUUACAAAUGUCCAGUGGAGCAAUUGGAUCAAAUACAAACCUCAUGAGGCAAAAACUAUGCAGAUUGAAUGAGAAAUUUUUCUCGCACCUGAAAGGUGAACUGGGAAAACUAAGGUUUGCCAUGUCAAAGACUCAGGAAAUGGUAGACAGAUUGAUAGAACUGGAAGCACUCCAAAAGGCUCUGCAGGAAGGAACGGAAGCCUAUGAUAAACUGCAAGAUGAACUCGUAAACGCGAGGAAGAACUUAAUGAAAAUUUUGACAUCAGAUAAUGUCAAGAUACUCUAUUGGAAAUGGUUUAGCAGAAUGAGUUGAAUAGAUCCUUGUUGACACUUCUUGAUGAAAAUAUUGUAAAUGCAUAUCAUGUUAACCAGGUGAGAGGGGUCAAAUAUUUUUCUAUCUGAUCUAGAUGAAUUUUCUAGAGUUGUUCUCUUUAUUUAUAUUAUUAAUUGAUUUUGUAUUACGAAUUCUUUCUAAAAAAAUAAAGAAUAAUAUAUCUUUUGAAGUUUAAAGUGAAGUUAGAGAGAGGGGUUAACAGAUGCCGCCUGUUACAUAAUUUGGUAAAAAAAAAAAAAAAUCAAAUUCCUGAUACUACAGUCAAUGGAUCAAUA